Messenger RNA from Haemonchus placei, 504 nucleotides. The record is from the annotation of a GenBank genome assembly. NCBI's taxonomy places the organism in Eukaryota, Metazoa, Nematoda, Chromadorea, Rhabditida, Trichostrongylidae.
AUGGCUUCUGAGGAGUUUUCCUUGGACAUCGCUAGCACAUCUGAAGGGUCGACUGCCGAUGUGGUUCUCGAUAAAGCGAUGAAGAUUUUGGAAUGCCUGGUUAUCGACUGGAAAUCAAAGCGAUCAUUAGAGUCGGACUCUGGAAAUCUCAGUAAAACCAACAGGACACUAAAAGAUGCGAAAGAGAUGGAAUGCCGUCAGCCCAUAUGGAAGCGACAAAACAAGUGGACUCCAUACUUGGUACCAAGGAAACACCAGACAAUCCCAUUUAUCGAUGACUUGUAUUCCGUUUUGAGUCAAAUACGCUUUCCUGAGGACGUUGAUGUGGAUGUUCUUCGUUUGUGUCUACUAGACAGACGUGAUAUACCAGUGGCAUGUAGCGUCCAAGCUGUACGACGACCACCUACACCCGACGGUGAGGUGGAUGAAUUGUCUGAGUAUUUUGCUCAUUUUGUGCGCGUCGAUUUGAAGAUGUCUUCGUUAGCAGAAUCAAUGUAUGUAUAG